AUGGUUACAGCCGUGAGGCCCCAGCCAACCCAUGAUGACCCUCAGUCCUCAAGGUUGCCUGAGGUUGAAACGGAAGUCCUCAUAGUGGGGGCUGGCGUAGCUGGGCUAUCAUUCGCAGCUAUGUUGGCAGCACUAGAUAUCAAAGUGUUCGCUAUUGCAAAGCACAGCGGCACUGCCCCUGCUCCUCGUGCACAUGUAACCAAUCAGCGCACAAUGGAAGUCUUCCGUGAUAUGGGCAUCGAGGAGCGCAUCCAGGGCGCAGGAACCUGUAUGCCUGAAAUCGGCAGCAUGGUCAUGGCUACUAGUCUCACAGGCAUGGAAAUCGGACGUUACAGCUGCUACGGUGGAGGCGACCAUCAGCUGACCGAUUUCGCAAAGGCGAGUCCAAGCAAGAUGUGGAACACGGCUCAGAAUAACAUGGAACCUAUUCUGUUGCACAGAGCACGAGAGAAGGGGGCCGACAUACGCUUCUAUCACGAAUUGAUAGACAUUCAGCAGUCGGAUGAAGGCAUCGUCGCCCGAGUGCGAGAACGGACCAGUCAAGGAGAAUAUCUCGUCCGUGCUCGUUAUGCUGUUGCUGCAGACGGAGCGAGAUCGACAGUGGCCCAGAAACUUGGAUUUGGUUUUAUCGGUGAACCUGGACUUAUGCAUAUGAUAAGCUCAUGGGUUGAGAUGGAUCUGGCCCAGUAUGUUGCUCACCGUCCGGCUUGCAUCUAUUUGAUGCUGCAGCCAGGCGAUGCUUACUGGGUAGGUUCUGGAACCUGUAUUCUUAAGAAGCCAUGGGAUGAGUGGGUUGUCAAUCGGCAGUACAACGCAGCAGACGGGGAGCCUGACAUGAGCGAUGAGGCUAUCAUUGCUCACGCCCGUAGCGCCUUGGCAAUCCCUGACUCUCUACCCAUCCGAGUCAAGCACAAGGGAAAGUGGCAAGUGAACCACGUUGUGGCGACCGAGUACCGAAAAGGGCGUGUUUUCCUCGCUGGAGAUGCAGCUCACCGUCACCCUCCUGCCAGUGGACUGGGGAGCAAUACCUGUGUGCAGGAUGCAUACAACCUCUCUUGGAAACUCGCCGCCGUCAUCAAGGGGCAAGCUGGUGAGGGCAUACUGGAGAGUUACAAUCAAGAAAGGCAGCCGAUAGGGAAACAGAUCGUUGACCACGCUAUCGAAACCCUUCACGACAUGGCUGCUCUUCCCGGCGCUUUGGGCUUUGAGCGAGGACAGUCCCGAGACGAGGGCUUUGCGAAGCUAAACGAACUCUUCUCUGACGCCGACGGUGCCGCUGAUCGCCGUGAGACGUUGAGGAAGACGAUAGACCGUGGCAAUCGCCGGUCUAAUCCUCUUGGAGUUCAUCUUGGCCAACGUUAUGACAACUCGGUCGCAAUUGUUGAUGAUGGAACUCCUUACCCUGAAUAUGAGCGCGAUCCAGUUCUGUUCUAUCACCCCACAACACAUCCCGGCGCCCACAUACCGCAUGCUUGGAUAGAGCUUAACAAGAAGCGUAUUUCAGUCCUCGAUGUCUUUGAGCACGGCAGUUUUGGUCUUGUUGUUGGUAUUGGUGGAGAGCCCUGGAAGGAGGCUGCAACUAUUGUUAGCCAAGAGCUUGGAGUCAAGUUACCUGUGUACUUUGUCGGUCAGUGCUGUACUUAUAGCGAUGUCUUGGGUGAGUGGACAAGCAGACGUGAGGUCAGUGACCGUGGUGCUCUUCUCGUUCGUCCCGAUCGUCAUAUCGGCUGGAGAUCAUUUGAUCGCCCUCAAGACCCCACGGCAGUCUUGAGGUCGGCUCUGCAGCAGGUUCUUUCACGCAAGUAG
Messenger RNA from Fusarium sp. VM40, 1806 nucleotides. The record is from the annotation of a GenBank genome assembly. Lineage: Eukaryota; Fungi; Ascomycota; Sordariomycetes; Hypocreales; Nectriaceae.